Anopheles gambiae (African malaria mosquito) is the source of this 1086-nucleotide messenger RNA. RefSeq lists its product as uncharacterized. Gene Ontology annotation, biological process: sensory perception of taste. Bases 1 to 1086 code for a protein of 361 amino acids. Gene Ontology annotation, cellular component: membrane. Lineage: Eukaryota; Metazoa; Arthropoda; Insecta; Diptera; Culicidae. The record is from RefSeq and is a predicted model, not a curated record. The transcript is spliced from 3 exons.
AUGGCAUCCGUGAGGAAACUAUUCAUCCUGGUUACUUUUGGAGCAUUCUCUUGGCUUCUGUUACUGUUUCAAUUGUUUGGAUUUUUCAACUUUCCGCUUAAACUACACCACGCCGAUGGUCUUGCUAUUGGAGAGCACCGUUGGUCAUCCUCGGUCUGGAGUAUCUUGCAUCUAGCCAGCGCAGUGAUCAGCGGUAUACUGGCCAAACGUCACUACAACUACCUCUUCGGUGGUCUGAUGCUAACCGACGCAAUGAACAACUACUUCAAAUACGUCAUCGGAUUGCUGACGAUUUUCGUAACCGUGGCCGACUCCUGGUUUGAGGUUGAAACGCAUCGCUCGAUUUGGAUGCGCUAUCGUGCUCUCGCCACCAGAAAUGGUACCAUUCUUGGGCUGAUUGGAAGAGACGAGCUAGCACGUGUGCUGUUACGUUACUUUUUCGCCAUUCUGACGAUAGUAGCCGUGUGCGCUCUGGUCGAGUUUACAAUAUACAACCAGCUUACGCCCGGUACGCAAUGGCAUUGGUUUUGGCUGCAUAACUUCUACCCGUACACGUUCAGCCACGUUAGGCACGUGUUUCAUCUGCUGCACAUCAGUCUGAUGGCCUCCAAUCUGCGCCAGUUACAGCGCAAAUUGGUCGCAUUGCAUCAAACGGGCGAACGGGAGCGCUUGGAAGAGUACCGCGCACUGUACGGCGAGCUGUGGCAGAUAAACGAGGGCAUCAACGAGCUGUUUGGGUUUUCGCAAGCGUGCAACAUUGCCUCCAGCUUCGCACAGAUGGCGUUCGAUCUGUACUGGGUGUAUGCGAUGUGGCAGAAGCAGCAGAGGGGAGUAGAAUGCUUUUUGAUGCACGCGGCCAAAAAACAUCAACUUGAAAUGGAUGCGGUGCAAGGGACGGUUCUCGAUAUGAACUUCGGGCUGGAUGCUGAGAUGGUGAAGCUAAGGUUUUACUUUUUGCAUCAGUUGCUGCGCAAUCGGAUUAAGCUGACCGCGAAAGACAUAUUUGACUAUGACUACACGUUAAUCCGAACGCUUGUUAUUGUGAUACUUACGUAUGUGAUCAUAUUUAUUGAAAUAGCAGAUUAG